UUUCCCUCUUUAUCAGCAAUAGCGGCAAUAACCGGGCGGCGCUGGGACCCGCGGGCCGGAGCAGUGAGCCCCUGCGAGCCCGCGGAGUGUGCGAGGCCGGGCAGGCGGGGGCGGCCCGCAUUGCUUGCCGGAAUGGGGCGUGGAGCAGGGCCCGCACGGCGGACCAGCACCCCGGGAGCCCGCCGGGGCCAACGGCGGGUGGCUGCCAACCCCACCGCUCCGCUUGCGCGCGAAGGGGCGGAGGGAAAGGGCGGAGAGAGGUGCACUGCCUCCUGCCAAGCGCCAUCUCGCUGCCUUUCCUGGCCGGCGGCAGGAACGGGAGGCCCUCGAUGGGGCCCAGGCGGCCUCCCCAGCCGGGGAGCGGAACGGGGCCGGGGAGCCGGCAGAGCGGGUCAGAGGCCGCGAAGCGGUGCCGGCGGUGCCGUCGGGGCGUGCGGCCGGCGCUCGGGGACGCGCGGCGCUGCCAGUCCGGCUCUCCGCGCUCACCAGGGUCCGGGCUAGCCCAGAGCGCCUUUGACCAAUCCAAAGCGAUUAUGCAAGACGGCGGACCAAUCAGCUCCGCCAGCUCAUGAAUAUUCAUAGACUUGGCUGAGUCAAAGCUUUUAGGCGAGUUUGUGUAGAUCUACAGCAUCAUGCUUAGACUUUUCAAAGAGACAAACUCCAUUUUCUUAUGAAUGGAAAGUGAAAAACCCUGUUCCGCUUAAAUUGGGUUCUUUCCUGUCCUGAGAAACACAACAGACCCCAAAAAGGCAAGCUGAAGAGAGAACACACACACAGACCAAGCGACAAGAAAUGACCAUGACUACCAUGCCAGAGAGUCUAAAUAGCCCCGUCUCAGGGAAGGCUGUUUUUAUGGAGUUUGGGCCGCCCAGCCAGCAAAUGUCUCCUUCUCCCAUGUCCCACGGACACUAUUCCAUGCACUGUUUACACUCCGCGGGCCACUCUCAGCCUGACAGCUCGUACAGCACAGCUUCGUCCUUCUCCCGACCGUUGGGCUACCCCUAUGUGAACUCGGUCAGCAGCCACUCGACCAACCCCUACAUCAGUUCAGUGCAGUCCUACCCCAACAGCUCCAGCCUGACUCAGACCCGGUUAGAGGAGACAGGGGCCGAAUCGGAGAAAAGCACUGUGGUAGAAGGAGGGGAAGUUCGCUUUAAUGGGAAAGGGAAAAAAAUCCGCAAACCCAGAACUAUUUAUUCCAGUUUGCAGCUGCAGGCUUUGAACAGGAGGUUCCAACAAACUCAGUACCUGGCUCUCCCAGAAAGAGCCGAGCUCGCAGCAUCUCUGGGACUCACUCAGACCCAGGUGAAGAUUUGGUUUCAGAACAAGCGCUCCAAAUUCAAGAAGCUGAUGAAGCAAGGAGGGGCCGCUCUGGAGAGCAGCGCUUUAACCAACGGCAGGGCUCUUUCGGGCAGCUCGCCACCGGUGCCCCCGGUGUGGAAUACCACCUCCGCAUCCGGUAAGGCCUCGUCGGGAACCCCGGGCACCUACAUCCCCAGCUACACGUCGUGGUAUCCUUCGGCCCACCAAGAAGCAAUGCAGCAGCCGCAGCUUAUGUGAUUAUAAACCCUUUUUCCCCUACCGCAAGCACUACCAAUCACGAAAAUAAUUGAAAUUAUUACGGGAAAAAACGCAAAACAAAACCAACAACAAACAAAACCCAAACAGACAAACAAAAAAGGGAAUUAAAGAUUUUUUUUUUUUUAAAGGGGGAGGGAGGGGGGAAAGGAGAGCGAGGGAAAGAGAGGAGAGAGAAAAAUCCACAAAGAAACUCAAGCGUACAAACGAACAGGAGGUCUCUUGCCCAUCCAGCCAUUAGGACGCUGCACUGUAGCUCGGUGCAGGAGAGCACAGAUGUGAUGCGGGCCAGUUCCCACCACUGACAGCUGACGGAGCGGCCCCGAGCACCGCACAACAGCCUGGGAGCAGAGCGAGCGCCGGCCGCGGCUUUGUGGGACAAUCAGAGAAAGAUGUUUGUGGGGGGGAAAGCCCUCUCCUCUGUCCUAUCUGUCUGUGUCUGUUGAAAUGUAGGUCAUUUAUUUACCACACGGACCUGAGGGUCUCUUCAAUUGCAAAGAGAAAGGAAGCUGUACAAUUUCCAGAGCUUCUUUCCCUCGACGUUUUCUGUAUCUUUCACUCUCCAUCUAUAUAUUUUUGGUUGGUUGUUAAAAGGGGAAAACAGGGGUUUUAUUUAUUGAUUUGAAUUACCACUACGAGAAUGCUAGAGACAAACGGACAAUCCGACUUGAGUGCACUGUUCGGACGCGCAGAUUACUUUAAACAAAACCACACACUGUCCCCCGUCCGCGGCUCCCCUCCUCCCCCAGUAAAUCACCGCAACAGAAGAAUGCGAUUUUUAACUUUUACGAUAACUUUUAUACUUCGCUGAUGUGGAGAGGUUUGUUCCGAAUGAUUUGCAUUUCUCGCGUAUUAAACAAAGGAAAUAAAUGCACAUCGUUUGGUACUGUAAAGUGGAAUAGCAGCAGCUGCCGAGCGCUUUGCUGAAGUGAGGCAAGGCGGGGAGGACGGAACGAGAGCCACGACGGCGGCGGCGGGGUAGGACCCGCCGGGCGGGCGCAGCGCCGGCGAAGCUUCCCGCGGAAAGCCAGUCUGAAGUCGAAAUGCACAAACCGACGUGCAGGAGCUACUCUCUGUACAUAUUUUAUUCUUUAUUAUUAUUAUUAUUAUUAUUAUUAUUAUUAUUAUUAUUAUUGUUCUGUAAACAUGUUGCACAAAUUUAGCCUUUUUUUAAUUAUUAUUUCCGUUCUGUUUCGUGUGGCUGUAAAACAUGAUGCUUUGUGUACUGAGAUCUUGACAUUUUACUUGUGACACUCGGAAGAUGUGAUAAACUGAGUUCGGCUGUGUUUAGUGUUCUAUAUGUCAAAGUUUAGUUUUAUAUUGAGAAUGUUAACUUAUUGCUUUGUAUCUGGGGGAAAAAAAAAAAACAACAAAACAAAACAAAAAUCACAAAUCUUUGUAUAUAAGUUAUAAAGUUUCUUUGAGACAGUAAAAUUAUGGUUUGGAAAAAGA
Pogoniulus pusillus (Red-fronted tinkerbird) is the source of this 3030-nucleotide messenger RNA. It is a transcript of the gene DLX1, whose product is annotated as distal-less homeobox 1. The coding region runs from base 793 to 1560 and encodes 255 amino acids. Gene Ontology annotation, biological process: cell differentiation; embryo development; negative regulation of transcription by RNA polymerase II. The record is from RefSeq and is a predicted model, not a curated record. The transcript is spliced from 3 exons. NCBI's taxonomy places the organism in Eukaryota, Metazoa, Chordata, Aves, Piciformes, Lybiidae. Gene Ontology annotation, molecular function: DNA-binding transcription factor activity, RNA polymerase II-specific; RNA polymerase II cis-regulatory region sequence-specific DNA binding.